Molecule: messenger RNA, 1760 nt
Organism: Pipistrellus kuhlii (Kuhl's pipistrelle)
Lineage: Eukaryota; Metazoa; Chordata; Mammalia; Chiroptera; Vespertilionidae
Gene: NIF3L1
Product: NGG1 interacting factor 3 like 1
Exons: 7
Coding region: 159-1292 (377 amino acids)
Cellular component (GO): cytoplasm; mitochondrion
Source: RefSeq, a predicted model, not a curated record
CUCUGGAAGCGCCUGGCACUCAGCGGUAGAAUGGGAGGGACCACUUCCGCCCGGCGCCUGCCCCAGCCAGUUCCCACGCCGCGAGAUCCCGCCCGGGACCGGAAGUGACGCGCGAGGAGCGCUGCCUGGACUGCUAUUCAGUUUUUCCCGGUGUCUGUAUGUUGUCAUCUCACAUACGCCUGGUCCCUGCAAGAGUCCGGCUUGUCCAUUCCCUGGUCCGCACUCCUUCCUGCUCCUUCAUGGAUCUGAAGGCUCUCCUUUCCUCCUUGAACGACUUUGCAUCCCUCUCCUUUGCCGAGAGCUGGGACAAUGUUGGAUUACUGGUGGAACCCAGCCCGCCACACACGGUGAACACACUCUUCCUGACCAACGAUCUGACCGAAGCAGUGAUGGAGGAGGCGCUGCAGAAGAAGGCUGACUGCAUUCUCUCCUACCACCCGCCCAUCUUCCGGCCCAUGAAGCGCGUCACGUGGAAAACCUGGAAGGAGCGCCUGGUGAUCCGGGCUCUGGAGAACCGAGUGGCCAUUUACUCUCCUCACACAGCCUACGACGCCGCACCCCAGGGGGUCAACGCCUGGCUGGCGAAAGGGCUCGGCGUUUGCACCUCCAGGCCUAUACAUCCUUCCAAAGCACCCAGCUGCCCAACAGAGGGAACACACAGAGUAGAAUUUAAUGUUAACCACACUCACGACCUGGACAAAAUCAUGUCUACAGUGAAAGGAAUUUCGGAUGUUUCUGUCACUUCCUUCUCUGCUAGGACUGAGGAGGAGGAGCAGACGCGGGUCAGUCUGAACUGUGGUCAGCAGGCUUUGAUGCAGGUGGUGGCUCUCCUUUCCCAGCACAGACAGCUCUAUCAGAAGACUGAAAUCCUGUCGCUGGAGAAGCCUCUGCUUCUGCACACUGGAAUGGGACGGUUAUGCACCCUGGAUGACUCUGUCUCCUUGGCAACCUUGAUUGAGCGAAUCAAAAGGCACCUAAAACUAUCUCAUGUUCGCCUUGCUCUUGGGGUGGGGAGGACCUUAGAGUCCCAAGUCAAAGUGGUGGCUCUAUGUGCUGGCUCUGGGAGCAGUGUUCUGCAGGGGGCCGAGGCCGACCUCUACCUCACAGGCGAGAUGUCCCAUCAUGAUGUUUUAGAUGCUGCUUCGCAAGGAAUAAAUGUCAUCCUCUGUGAACAUAGCAACACUGAGCGAGGCUUUCUUUCCGACCUUCGAGAUGCGCUGAGUGUUCACUUGGAGAAUAAGAUUAAUAUUAUCCUGUCGGAAGCAGACAGGGACCCUCUUCAGGUGGUGUAAUGCAUGCGGCGUAGAAUGACAUCUACUUUACAAACCGUUUCCCUCCUCUCGAACGCACAUGAUCAGUGGCGUCCGUAUCCGUAAUAUUUAGAACGUACAUUGUCAUUUCUGGUUUGUUUAUCUGCUUCACCAUAUGUUCUAUAGUUUUUAGGGUAAACACUGUAAUGUAACUAUUAUUAAAAAACAGAUAUUUAGCCCUGGCUGGGUAGCUCAGUUUUGAGGAACUUCAAUGUUUUUACUGAAAACAAAUAAAAAACAAAUUAAAAAAACUAUAAAUAAAAGUGAUUCUAUUCAAAUUGGAAUUUUAUUAAUAAUAAAGACUAUUGACACUUCUUGCAAAUAGUAUAGGCACAAAAAUUAUAAAAAUAAACUAGUGGAUAUUUAAGGGCAAAUGUAAAGUUUACACAUUAGAUCAUUAAAGAUUUUGUAUACUUUUUAUACUGCAAGUUAUAAACUAGAUAUGUUAAG